Molecule: messenger RNA, 3562 nt
Organism: Dicentrarchus labrax (European seabass)
Lineage: Eukaryota; Metazoa; Chordata; Actinopteri; Moronidae
Gene: nkain4
Product: sodium/potassium transporting ATPase interacting 4
Exons: 7
Coding region: 371-1000 (209 amino acids)
Biological process (GO): regulation of sodium ion transport
Source: RefSeq, a predicted model, not a curated record
ACUCAGUCAGCCACAUCCCAGUUCCCCUCCCGGUUGACUACCCCACUACCAAACACCACCAACCUCCCACCCCUCCUCCACCUCCUCCUCCUUUUUUUACACACCGGCUCGCAACCACCCACCCCAGUCAGUCACCUCAAGUGCGACCGGCCGGCUGGAGCAGCGGAGGCAAACAAACAGACCCAGGCCAGCCAGGGCGACCCUGCCGCGUGUUUUUGGCUCAAUCAAAGAGACACCGGAGCACAAGAGGAGAAUGGGACGCCGGUGCUUGGAUCAGGACUGAGUCUGGUCGGCACGUUUAGAGCUUCUCCGACCCGUUUCCAAGUCCUUUUUCUAACCGGCUCAGAGUCACGUUUUCGCCGCUGACACAAUGGGCUGCUGCAGCGGACGAUGCACUCUCAUCUUUAUUUGCACUUUACAGUUGGUGUUGGCUUUAGAAAGACAGGUCUUUGACUUCCUGGGUUACCAGUGGGCCCCGAUCCUUGCCAACUUCUUCCACAUUAUCAUUGUCAUCCUCGGCCUCUUUGGCACCAUCCAGUACCGGCCGCGCUACAUUGUGGUGUAUACAGUAUGGGCCGCUCUGUGGGUGGCCUGGAACGUCUUCAUCAUCUGCUUUUACCUGGACGUGGGAGGCUUGUCCAAGGACAGUGACCUGCUGACUUUUAACAUCUCAGCCCAUCACUCUUGGUGGAGCGAACACGGGCCAGGCUGUGUGAGAAAAGAGAUGCCGCAGGCUCCAGGCGUCCGCACCACAGAGAGCCACUCCUACAUCACUGUCAUGGGCUGCCUCAUGGACUACCAGUACAUCGAGGUUGUGCAUAGCGGCACACAGAUUCUUGUUGCUCUCCUGGGCUUCGUGUACGCCUGUUAUGUUGUCAGCGCCAUCACUGAGGAGGAGGACAGCUUUGAUUUUAUUGGUGGAUUUGACCCAUUCCCACUCUACCAUGUCAAUGAGAAACCAUCUCACCUCCUCUUAAAGCCCAUGUACCUGUCUACGUAAAUAGGAGAGUGAUUGUCCAGCAGGGAGGUGACACAGCAAGUUCCCACGGAGACAAAAUGGCUGUUUUGACACAAACGUCCCACUGCACGGGGGCACGCCACACAUUCCUCCUCUUCUUGAUUUUCAGUACUAUAACCAUGUCAUUUACUGGUGUGCUGCCCAGAAAAGCCAACACUUCUCAGUUAGGGUUCAUUGUUUUCCAGGGAGGGAUGACGGGUUCAGGGAAAGGGGGAUUACAGUGCAACAAAGACUCAUAUUGUGUGUUUAGGGACGUAUCAAUCAUUUUCUUUGUGUUAAGUUCUCUGCUGAGGUCCCAUUGCUGUGACCUACCCAUAAUGGCUUAAUACUCCCCAAGAACAUGACUGUAUAGAACAUGUACAGCAUAUAAAUACAUUGUGUGUGUGUAAUCAGGGACUGCCCAGCAUUCCCAGUCUGUGGUACUGUGUCUUAGAGGACUCAGUGAUUUAGCAUGUUUUUGCUGGUUUGGCUCAGAUCUUGGCCGGAGGGCUGAAUUACAGUGGAGCCUGUGGAAUGAGCUAUUGUGCGCUGCCUGUUUACUUUAGGCCAGGAUCUGUGUGCAUAAAUACACAAGCAAAGCAGGAAAGAGGCAGGGGAGUGGAGAAGUAGAGGGAGGGGAGGGAACAAAAGCACCAAACCUACAGGGGAAUCUAUCAAAAAUAGAAAAUGUAAAUAAUGGAAGGGGCGGGGGGGAUUUUGGAUUCAGAGUUUGAAAUGUGAACAUCAGGAAUGCAAAAGAGCGUUAGCGUGUAAGAGGUGUUCAAACACAAGGAACAGCAUGUGAGUCUUACUUUUAUUUCUGGAGUCUUAUUAUUGUGACAGUUUUCACCAACAGCCAAGUCAGCGUUUCUGAAGUGUCAGGUGUUUGUUAGAAGACGUGCUGAAAGCUUCACUUCAUUUCUUCUCCUCCAACUACUGACACAUCAGGGCUGCUGACAGGGGUGAUCAUUACACACACUCAAGCAAAGGUUACAGAGCAUAUUUUUAACUUCAAGAAAACAAUAGAAAUUGUUUUACUAUUCAUAUUGCACACAACAGUGUUGAGUUGUAUGGGUAUGGUCUUCGGUGUAGAAGUAGCUUGGAUAAACCUGAGCCAACCAGAGCAUCGUCUUCUGUCAUUUCAGCAGUUUAGAUUCUCAGUGGUGAUAGUCUCAGUUGUGAUUGUUUUAUAGCAUGUUUUAUACAGGGUUUGUAUUGUAAUUAUGUGUAUAACAUAUUAAAUAAUGACAAAAUAGCAAAACUGAUGUCUUUAACUUGUCAUAUGCGAGCUGGUUAAACAGUAACUGGAAGCUUCUGCUGAGUAGUUUCUUACUCAGAUUUGUUUUAUUCUGACCCAGCAACCUGAGGCAUCUUUAUUUAGGUAAAAGUAAACACGUGAGUCAUAUCUCCCAUGUGAUUAUUUUGUUUUGUUAAUAUUAGAUCUUUCUGAAUUAAAGUCAGUUUGAGUCAGAUCCCCUGUUGCCUUACUGUUUGUGUGAAUCACUACUGCUCUCUGGUGUUCAAAGUGUUCAUAUACAGCUUGCAAGGCUACUGAGUUUCUGCCACCUGAGAGGUAUGCUCUCUCAUUUAUUGUCAUGUUUUGUCUUAAAAUGAUUUGCCUGUCUGCAGGUAACAGUAAAUCUUAAGAUAGUAUGUUUUUACUUGGUAUUUGUCAUGUAGGAGCAGUCAGCGCUUUGCUCUGGUUGUUUCAAUGUUAAACUCAGUUCUUUUCUUUAUCAUUUAGGUUAAGAUCUUUCGUUACCCAUGACAUUUGAAUCCAAACCAUUUUCAGUAUUUUAGUUGUUUGAUUACAGUAUUUCUUGGUGCUAAGUUUGAUGUUGUCUGCUUAGCUUAUUUUUUGUUUGUAAUCAAAAAAGUUGUGAUCAAAGAAGUUGCUUUUUGUACUGUUUUGUCUGUUGUCAGCACCUAAAAAUAUCCCGCUGGGUGUCAGGUUCCUCUGUGAUAUUAGAUGUUCUUCACUGCCAGAUAGAAAGUCCACAAACUUCUAUGAUUCUGAAAAUCAUCUGACUUCUGCUGGCUAAUUUCAGACUGAUGAGAGUGAACCAUUUUGAUUUGAUUGGUCACCUCUCUAUUGGCAAGAUGCAAUAAUUUAUGUCAUAAUUGUCUUUUAUAAUUUUAAAGUUUUCACACUCCUGCUAGGCUAACUGGUGUGUGGAUUAGUUAAAACGCAAAGCACCUCAUAUUGUAACAUAAUCAGUAUUAGUAGUAAAUGCUACUAAAAUUGUUGUGUAAAAACUAGUCUUCCUCUCAGUGCAAUACAGCCUCUUCCUAAAUCCCCAGCAACUGGAAUUAGUUUAAACCUGUUACGGUUGUGUAUGUAUGUGCUAGUCUCCACUGAAAAAGUUUCCACCUGUUUGUAGAUAAUUCUAUUUCUUUGUAUAGAAAGUGGAAAACAUCCUUUUUUUGUAUUUUCUCUCUUCUAUUUUGUGUCCUGUGAUGCCCCAACCCCAUGUGACCUGAUUGUGUAAUCCUAUUUAUCCAGAACUGUGCUUUGUGUUCAUGUAAAUAGGUGUUUGUUAAUAAAAGAAUGUGCCCUUUUAAUGA